Messenger RNA from Gongylonema pulchrum, 1068 nucleotides. The record is from the annotation of a GenBank genome assembly. NCBI's taxonomy places the organism in Eukaryota, Metazoa, Nematoda, Chromadorea, Rhabditida, Gongylonematidae.
GAGAUUGGAGACUGAUGUAGCGAGUGUCGCCGCGAAGUAUUUCAAGUGGUGGGAUGUGUACACGGAGUGGCGCAAUGCUUCUCAAAUGCCUGGCGAUGAAGCUCUGCUGCAUAAACGCGAAGUAAGACAGAAGAUGCUUGAUGAGAGUGAAGGUCUUCUUGGCGCACUGAAACUACCAAACGAUGUGUCAUCGUGUACGUUAGCUGCUGACGCCGAUUUCCAGAACGCAGGGUGUUCCCAUGGCGAAAGUGAUAAGCAUAUGUACUGGCUGCGCAAAGCAGGCAUGAUAAAGGAAGACCCAUCAACGUCAAGUGCCUAUCUUGUAGGACCGCCGGCAGCUCUACAAUAUUCGUUGCAGAAUCUCUUCAGCAGACGCCUUGCUGAAUUCUCCAUCAACGUUUCAGCGCCUUAUUUCGUACGUGGCGCAAUCAUUGAUGGUGUGAACGUCUCGAAAGAAUCGUUUCCUUGUAUUGCUUCAAGCGCAAAUAAGAAUACCGACUUGUACUUGACAGGUCGCGGCCUACCCUCACUGGUCGCUUUACUUGUGAAGAAGUCGGUGUCUUCUCAAACAGAAAAGUGGCCUGUCCGACUGCAAAGCCAUGGUGCCGCUUACAGCGUCCCACUGCCCAAUAAUUCCACACUUAGCUUAAAUAACAUUUCGCAAUGUACGAAAGCGGUAUUGCUGUCACUGUGCCGAUCCGAAGAGGAAGAAUACUUGGAAUAUUUGCUGCUUAUUAAACUGCUGCAAGAAAUUUUAGCGCAGGAACUGUGCUUGAAAAUCGCAUCUUCGGCACUUCCUGCUUAUUCUCUCAUGCAUUUUGAGUCUGCAGCGACGAGCGUUAUGACGGAGGCGCGAAUCGAAAUAGCUCGCGUUUGUACGGUUGGCUCGUACAUCUCUCGCCGUUUAAGCAUCUUGUUCGACUCUGAACUGGGAACCGUUGAUUUCGUUCGAAUGACUUUUGCUGAAGUGAAUCUUACCAGGGUUGUAGCCGCUAUUGUUGAAGAGCAUUUGAUGAAAGAAUCUGUGCCGGAGGAUAUUCGUCAGCUCUUGAAGCGCACACCUUAAUU